Messenger RNA from Aspergillus versicolor CBS 583.65, 3339 nucleotides. RefSeq names its product CAP-Gly domain containing linker protein BIK1. Gene Ontology annotation, molecular function: RNA endonuclease activity. Bases 1 to 3339 code for a protein of 1112 amino acids. Gene Ontology annotation, biological process: endonucleolytic cleavage of tricistronic rRNA transcript (SSU-rRNA, 5.8S rRNA, LSU-rRNA); ribosome biogenesis. Gene Ontology annotation, cellular component: nucleolus. The record is from RefSeq and is a predicted model, not a curated record. Lineage: Eukaryota; Fungi; Ascomycota; Eurotiomycetes; Eurotiales; Aspergillaceae. The transcript has 5 exons.
AUGGCACCGUUGGAUGAAAUUCAGGUCGGCGACGCCGUGAACGUCCCAGGUGGGAUGCACGGCACCGUUAAAUUUAUGGGAGUCGUCUCCGGAAAACCGGGCAGGUUUGCGGGCAUCGAGCUUGCUCCGGAGCACGCCAAGCGAGGGAAAAACAGCGGCGAUGUGGAUGGAAAGAAGUAUUUCGCGACCGCUACAGCAGGUUCAGGCAUUUUCGUGCCCCUCAACAACAACAAAUACGUCACCAAACGUUCGGCCUCCAAUACUCCCGCAACCCCUUCGCGUCCGGUCAACUUUAGCAAGUCUGUCGGCCCUAGCCCCUCUGUACCUCGCCCGCCUCAAAUGAGGCGUCCCUCCCUUCCCAGGCCGGAAUCCCCACGAGUGGCCACGACGCCAAAAUUGAGUCUGUCAGGGCUGCGGACUCCCUCUGGGGCAUCGAAAACAGUAUCGAAACCCGCCGCUAGCUCCAACGGCUACGCUCGAAGCCCCGUCAAAGCUGCCUCUCGCGCAUCCGAUCGCCCGCCAUCCCGGUUUAGUAUCGAAGAUGGCCCGUCCUCGGCCAGGACCUCGGAGUUCGGGAUCAACUCUAUGGGUCCGGAGGUAUCGGACCUGAAGGAGCAGGUCAAGGGCUUAGAGAAGCAGCUCUUGGAUCGCGACAAGCAGCUGGAAGAACAAGCAAAUACACUGGGGGAUUUUCAGAGAAUGCUGGAAGAGUUUGAGGGAUCGGAUGCAUUGUCAAUCCGUUCCCAGCUACGAGAGAAGAACGACCGCAUAGCCCAGUUGACUAUGGAGUUCGAUAUGCACCGCGCCGACUUCAGGAGCACGCUUGAUACAUUGGAAGUAGCAGCUUCGGAAACUGAGCGCGUCUAUGAGCAGCGGGUUGAAGAGCUCAUGCAACAGAACAAGGAAUUACUGGACCGCGGCGAGGACGUGGAGGCUGUUGCAAGACAACUCAAGCAGCUAGAAGAGCUUGUCUCCGAGCUUGAGGAAGGCCUAGAGGAUGCACGCCGUGGAGAGGCCGAGGCCAGAGCAGAAGUGGAGUUCCUACGUGGUGAAGUUGAACGAACAAAACUGGAGUUGAAAAAGGAGCGGGACGGCUCUGGCGGGCCUCGGGAGAAUCAUAUGAGUCCCGAUGGACAAUCACGGGAGCUCGAGCAGAAGGACGAUGAAAUCCGCGGGUUGAAAGCGAUUAUCCAUUCCCUGAGCAGAGGUGACCCUGACUUGCAUGCACUGCAGCAGAAUGGGUUUGGGACGGGCUCUCGAGCAGACCACAAUGCAGAUUAUGUGGCUGACCUAGAGCAGCGGGUUCAAGAAUACGAACGCGUUAACGAAAACAAAACAUACCGUAUCGAGGAGCUUGAGCGCGAGUUGCAGCAAUCCCAAACGACCGGUGAGGGUCGGGCCCGCAGUUCCACUAUUAAACAGUCAAGUUCCCAGCACAAACCAUCCGGCUCAACAGGCAAAAUCAGUAACGGGCAUACCGCAAACCAUGCCCAUCGGUUGUCUGAUCGAACUGUUGUUCCGAGUGAUUGGCAAGAUGAGCCUCCGCAGGAGGGGACUUACUCGUCCUACCCCUCCCACCGCCGUGGUGCCUCAGACACGUCUGCCCGCUUGGAGACAAUGCACGAAUCUGAUACCCGUUCAGAGGAUGGCGGUUCCUUGUGGUGUGAGAUCUGUGAGACCGGUGGUCACGAUAUUCUGAGCUGCACGAAUAUGUUCGGAGCAGAAGCCAAGAAUAAUAAACCCACUGAUACGGAGCAACCUCUACACAAAGAACUUUCUGAUGACGAGCAGUCCACCGGACCGCCUGCGCCUAAAGUAUCUCCACCGUCAAACCACAGCCAAAACACCACCCCCCAGAAGACCGGCCGUGAUGCGGUCCUCGAGGGUCUCCGCGGAGUGGGACUCACGUCAUCCAUGGCUCCUGUUGCAGGAAAAGCCAGUGGUGUACUCGACGAGUCCAAGUGGUGCGCGCUCUGCGAGCGGGACGGACAUGAGAGCAUAGAUUGCCCCACCUUACACCUCUUCUUCUCCUCGUCCCCGGCAAACUCCAUCACACCCUCCUUCACCUGCGUCCCCAAAUCUGUACAAAUAAACCUCUUCUCCCACACAACCUCUCCACACCCGCGACAAUACCAUCGCAGCACAUCCUCCGCCCCCUCAGCUCUCGGCUGCUCCAUCACAACCCCAACCGUAUCCGCAAACCGCACCGGGCAGGUAAAUAUUUUCGAUAUUGCGACUAUGGCGACCUCGCAACCUCCAAUCCGACUCACCUCGCACAAAAACUUCGUGCAUCGCCUUGUUUUCUCGACAUUAACUGGCCGAACCGUUCAUAUCUCGCAAAUUCGUCCUUCCUCUCCUACCAACCCCGGUCUUGCACCGCAUGAAAUCUCAUUCCUUCGUCUUCUCGAAGGUGUUACAAAUGGCUCGCAAAUGGAAAUCUCGUACACUGGUACGAUCCUUGUCUACAAACCUGGUCUUAUUACUGGAAGUGGCACCGGUGCUCCAAUAAAGGUUCUCUUCACCGGACCCGGAGUGAUUACUUCCUCAACACCGACCGGUGAUAUGUCUGUGGACAGCGUUCGGACCGCCAUUUUGCCGCUUUUCAAUCAGUUCGGUAUUUUCAACAACAUAGAAUUGCGUGUGCUCCGACGAUCAAACCCAGGCCCUAACGGAAGAGGAGGUGGUGGAGAGGUUCAAUUGGUUUUCGGCCACCAAGUUCGGUUGCCUAAGACUCUGCAUUUGAUGAAUGCUGGUAGGAUCAAGAAGGUCCGCGGCGUGGCAUAUUCCGUUGGUGUUUCUGCCUCAAAUAAUUCGAGAAUGAUCGAUGUUACUCGUGGCAUCCUCAACCCACUUGUCCCCGAUACCUAUAUUUUCUCGGAUGUCUCGUCUGCUCCGCUUGUUCCUGCACCGGAAAGGAACAACCCGUCAGCCAAGAAAAAGAUUGGACUCGGAUUUGGCUUGUCCCUGGUCGCAGAAUCUUCGACUGGCUGUUUGUUCUCCGCCGAUGUGGCAUCUCCCCCCAGUGGUGGUCAACCACCUGAGGACAUUGGGAAGCAAUGUGCAUACCAGUUGCUUGAGGAGAUCUCGAAAGGCGGAUGUGUCGCUCCCGCGGCUUUCUCGACCAUGAUCGGUUUGAUGACUAUGGGUUCUGAGGAUGUUGGGCGUAUUCAGGUCGGUCGUGACAUUAUCGGAGACGAAAGUUCAAUUCAACUUGCCCGAGAUCUGUCGAAGUUCGGUGCCCCAGGCUGGGGGCUACGAGACGCUGGUGACGAUAGCAACGACGUUAUAAUCAGCGUCGUUGGACGAGGUAUUGGUAACGUUGGACGUAAGGUCGCUUGA